Molecule: messenger RNA, 2656 nt
Organism: Toxotes jaculatrix (banded archerfish)
Lineage: Eukaryota; Metazoa; Chordata; Actinopteri; Toxotidae
Gene: map10
Product: microtubule associated protein 10
Exons: 1
Coding region: 1-2547 (848 amino acids)
Biological process (GO): mitotic spindle midzone assembly; cytoplasmic microtubule organization; positive regulation of cytokinesis
Cellular component (GO): mitotic spindle pole; cytoplasmic microtubule; mitotic spindle midzone
Molecular function (GO): microtubule binding
Source: RefSeq, a predicted model, not a curated record
AUGUCAGAAGGGCAAAAUACUGAUACUCUCGAGACUCUGUUUUCAUUUGAGCUUUUGGUGGAAUAUAUCCGAAUCGAGAAAGACAGCAAAGUAUCCGAUGAGCUGGCUCUUGGAGUGCGACUGCUAGAUUUCCCAACGCUGCUCAUUUAUCAGCCUCAACACAGAAGUGGAGACAUUAACCAACCAGAAAAGCAUGACAAGUAUAGGCGAGGAGAAUACAUCUUUAACAGAGGCAAGUCGUGUUUCUUCCAAAUGAACCUGAACUCACUGCACACCCAUCUAUCUAACACCCCUCUCUAUGCUAUGGUGUUGGAUGUGAAAGAGGAGAUUCCCAAAUUAGUUGGCUCCUCGCUGAUAUCACUGGCUAAAGUGAUGGACAGAAUCAGGCAGGAUGUCACUGAGCAUGGUGUUUGUGCUCCCUCUUCACACGGAGAAAGGGGGCUUUUUAGCAUGUGCAGUCUCACAGGGGAGAAAAUUGGAUCGAUUUCCCUGAGUUACAAACUGCUAAGUCUGGGAGCUAGUUUAUUACCACAUAUCACAGACAGGAGGGAUCAUAAAGCCACCAGUGUGCAUGGAGGACAACAUGUAGAAGAAAGCAUCAAGGUGGACAACCUAACUGCAGAAUCACUGCCUCUUGACUGUGGGAAUAGCCAUUCACAGACAAUGGACAAGUCUGACGUUAGCAGAAACAUCCAAAACAAGGGACCAGCACAGGCAAAAAUCUUAGUCAGUGAGGACAAGCAGGAUGACGCUGAACACAGUGUUGCCACUGAAAACACACCAAGAACCCAAAUUCCUCAAACAGUCGCAGAAACUGAAAACUGUUAUGAGGAGAAUUUAACCGUUUUCUGCCCCCCACAUCUUUACUACAGUAAUUCUGCAGAGGAAAAAAGCAAAAAUGAUGUAGGGGAUUACAAACUAAUGACUCUAAACUCUGAAGCUUUUACAUUUGAAGACUCAUGCUCUGAGGAUGAGAUGGCUGAAAAUACAAUUGAUGGCCCAAAUUCUUCAGUGAUGGACCAGAGAGUGAGAUAUAACACAAAAACAUCAAGAAAGCAAGAAACAAGUGGGGUGAGUCCUAAUGUCCAUGGGGAAGCCUUACGACAGCUGCCUCUACUAAAUGCUCUUCUUGUUGAGCUGUCACAGUUAAACAGCCACAGCCCACACCAGCCCUUCUCUGUUCAUCCCAAUCUAGCCUGGAUUUACAGGCCUGCAUCUGCAGAGCCUUCAGAUGAGCAUGGAGACACACCACGGAAAACACUGUGGAAAACCAGACAUGGGACUAGUCCCCAUUUUAAACAUUUACAUUCCCCAAGAAACUGUUCUACUCCAAUAGUUAGACCUACAUCUGUACAAAAGAAAGACAAACAAGAAGAGCCUUUGAUUGAGAGUAAAAGCUCCAGUAAGUCUCCUAGGAAGAAGCUUGUUUAUGGAACCACUAAAACAUUUAAUCUAAGGCUGAAGCAAAUUUCACCUCUUAAAGUAAAACGUCGUGAAUGUGUUGAAUUAAUACAGAAUGAAACACAGAUGAGUGUGGCCAAAGCAAAGACAAAGUCAAAAAUUCAAAUCAUGAAGUCCAGCAAAAGGAAAUCAGUAUUAAAUCAGAGCUCCAGUAUCAAUGAAAAUAUUGAGACAAUGAUACAAAGUAUCACAGUGGACUCUGCACUGCAAGAAACAACCACACUUAAACGUAAAAACCUGCAGGGGAAAGCUCCUGAUAAACAAGGCAGAGACUCUUCGAUGUUUUCAGAAAAACCUUCCCUUUCUGGGAGAAGAGACUUGAAAUGUAUUCACAUCCCCAGUGUGGACUGCGACAGCGCUGCCCAAAACAAAGACAAGAACGAGCAUCAGAGUGAAUCAAAUCAAUCACGGUCUGAAUCUGACAGGAACAGAGAGAAAAUUGAAUCCUCGGGAAGCAGCAGACACAGCAGCCCAAAGUCUUCAUUUUCAGACUCCAGUGGGGAAGGAAACGAGGAAGCAGACUAUGCUGAUGACUUUAACAGUCUUGAACCCAGUGAUGCCUAUUCUCCCGACCCCAUGAGUAGCCCCGAGCCCUCUAGAGCCAAAACUCCGAAGUCUCCCGUCCGCCACGACUUCUACAACUCUGACUCUGCCUCUGAAUCUGUCCAGAAGAGAGCUGUCCUCCCAGUGCCUGUCAAAGCCCCCAGCUCUCCACAGCGAACUCUGAGGGGCACACACAUCAUUCGACCUCGAACCCACGCCUCUGCCCUCAGCUUCUCCUCUGAUGAUGGUGACAGAGACGGGUCGGCUUCCUUACAAACCAUAUGCUCCAGAAAGCAGAUGAGAGAGAGCAGCAGAAUGGAAAGGAGCUCCAGCACGGAGAGUUUGAUAUCACUGAGAGGUCAAAGGAGUGAGUCAACCAAGAACAGCGGUCCAGUUCGAGGAUUUUCUGCAGAAUCAGUAUCCUCCUUUGAACCACAGGAGGCGGAGGAACUAGAGGACAAGCUUGGAUCUCUAGAUUUUAGAAAAGAGUAUCGGCAUAUCUCUGAGCUAGUGGCCAACAAGCUCCCUGGUUACACUAUGUAAAGAAAACUAUAUAACUGUACAUUACUGUAACAUUAAGGCUGCACUAUUUCUCCAAACCAAGUGAAAGAGAUGAGUAUUUGCAGUAUUGUACUGUACACAUCUUGCAAAU